UUUUCAUUCACUCGGAGUGCAGGGACAAGGGUUUUUCAUUCACUCGGAAAACCUCUUCAACCGGGUAUCGAAGUUCAAACUGAUAGCUUGUUUGCUGUAAGCUGUAACUCUGGGAGGCCGGAAGCUACCGGCACAGCACCGUUCUUCCUAUCUCUCCUGACAUGUUUAACAAACACUGAUAACGACUGAUAACGACCAUAGAGAUCGUUCCUACUCGACGGAGAAGUUUCUUGUGCGUCAUCUUGCCGGAACUAUUCGAAAAGCCGGGCUUGGCUUGAUUUUGCCUUUGUAUUUGGUGGUUGAGCUGGGGGUGAGAUACAUAGAGCGAGAAUUCAGGUUUUGGACAUGGGAGUGCUUGCUCCCAUUUCUCAUUGGAUCCCUGAAGAUGAUCUAUUGUUGAAGAAUGCUGUCGAGGCCGGUGCUUCUUUAGAAUCACUUGCUAAAGGUGCAGUGCGAUUCUCCCGCAGAUUUACUAUUCGAGAACUGCAAGAUCGGUGGUACUCUCUUCUCUAUGAUGCAGAUAUUGCAGCUGAAGCUUCUGCUCGCAUGGUUGAGUUUGAACUCUCUGUCGAAAAUCUUUCAUCAAAAUCUAACAGAUCUGGCAAUAUCAAAGGAAAUCAAUGUGCUCCUGGGAAAAGAAAAACUGAAAGUAUUCGUAGUCAUUACUAUGCGAUGAGAAAGAGAAUUUGCAAUGAACCUUGUAACUCUGUGGACACGAAUUUUUUGGUUGCACCCAAUGUUCAUGCUGGUAAUGGAGGUGGGUGUCAAGAGCAGUUAACACUUCCUAGUGAGCCUCCAUUUGGAAAUUGCAUGCUUGGAAAUCCCAUCUCAAAUCAUCUUGGCCUUCAGGAAACAGACUUUGAUAUUGUAUGCCAUGCUUUUCCACAAAUUGUGGGGGAUAGCACUGAUGUUGCUGGCUACGUUGAGGGUACUGCCCAUGUAUUUCAUAGUGGGAAUGCUGAUGCAUUUGACAAUCAUCCGGAUUUAUAUGGUGGAGCAGUGAGGAAUGGAAAAGGGCAUUCAUUUGAGCAUGAUGAUGUACAUAGAGAUAUUCCUCAUAUUCUUGGUGAGAAUCCUUCCGUCUUUGGGAAUUGCACAGGUCCCCAGGAAGUAGGGCCAUCCCAAGAACCACCAGUGAACAACCUUUUUGAAACUGAAAAUAUAGAGGGAAAACCUUCAUCAACUUUUGGUUCAGUUAAUACUAACCCUAGAAGUGUUUGCUCUGGAUUUGGACAUAGUCAAGGCUUCAGUUCUCCAGUUCCAGAUUGUGGUGCUGCAUUUCAGCAGUUGGGAUGUUCAUCUCCACUAGCCAGGAUGCCCAUCUGGGAAACAAUUCAGGAUGCUCCUACAUCAGCUGUGCCAAUUGAUGUGAGUCUUGGAGACAAAGAUCAGGUUACAGGAGACACAUUGACAUGCCCUGAUAAUGCUGGUGCUGCUAAAGUAAGCACAUUGGGAUAUGAGGUCAAAUCAGAGCCUAAGUUGGAAGAAAUUGCAUGUGCAGAUGUGUUGCCUACUAAAACUACUAUUUUAGAUGGUGAUUUUAUGGACCUUUCAGAUUCUCUUUUGAACUUUGGAAAUGAUGAAGAGCUCCUCUUCAUUGAUGCAGAUGGAAAAGACAUAAUGGAUACCUCUUGUCUUGAUGGCCUUGACUCAAUUUUGUUAAGUUCUCCUAGUGAUAUUCAUCAAGGUCAUAUGCCUAGUAUAACUGAGCCCAAAGCAUCUGUUUUGCCAGAUACGUGCUUGUCAACUGCUGAGGGUGGUUGUCCUGGAGAAUCAUCUGAUAUUGGUUAUGCAUUGCAUCCUGGCUCUGUUAGUGGGCACAAGUUAUGUGAAUUUGAGAGCACCAUGCCAACCUCAACACCAGUAGAAAAUAUUGAUUCCCUUGAACUUCAUAAUGGGGUUAUUUGCUGCAGGCUGAACAUGGAAGACCCUGAAAUCCCAUGCAAUGAUGACAUUUUUAUACCUAAUCAAAUGGAGUCUUUAUCUGCUUCCUCUGAAAUGCAGCAUGAAUAUAAAGGUUCUAAAAAUCCAAGUUCUGCCAAGGACUUGUCUGAUAAUAGAAAGGCUAGUGAACAAGGACUACGCUUUAUAAAGGAAGAAGAAGGUGAAAUCCCUGCUCGACCUCUUCAAGCCCCUAGAAUGGAGUUGGAGGUGUUGCCAGACAGAGGUCCGGGUCAUCCUGUUUCUUGUUGUGGGGUCAAAUCUGAGUUGCAUGAGAGUGGUUCUCUUGGUAUGGCCUUCAGGCAUGUGGGCACUGUUUGUGGGGACCCAAGCCAAUGCAGACCACUGCCAGAUUCUGUCCAGGCUAGGUCACUGAAGGAAGUGAUCACAAAAGCUGAAAUUGGAAAACAUCAUGAUUUUAAUAGUUUAGUUGAUCCUUUUCUGGAGAAACAAGUGCAUGCUUCUGAUCACACUAAAAGCUGCCCCCGAAACAUUGUUAGGGGAUGUAAAGUGGAAGAAGAUGUGCCAAUUGCCAUUGCUGCUCAAAAGAAUUUGUCAUCAAAUGCAGAACCUUGUUCGGUAGAAAUGGCUUCUUCAAAACCAGAUAUAAACCCUUUGACAUCAGAUCAGGAAGAGCAGCUCUCUGAAAGCGAUGGUGAUGUACCUUAUUUUUCUGAUGUUGAAGCUAUGAUACUUGAUAUGGAUUUGGGUCCAGAUGAUCAAGAUUCAUAUUUCAGCAGGGAAGUCUCUAGAUAUCAGUGUGAGGAUGCUAAGAGAGCAAUCAUAAGGCUGGAACUGGGUUUCCAGUCCUACAUGGAAAGAGAUAUUAUCUCCCAUGGAGCAUUUGCUGUUUUGUAUGGCCGCCAUUUAAAGCAUUAUAUCAGGAAACCUGAGGUUUUACUUGGAAGAGCAACAGAUGAUAUUAAUGUUGACAUUGACCUUGGAAGAGAGGGGCGUGCUAAUAAAAUUUCUCGGCGUCAGGCAAUAAUAAAGAUGGAUGAAGAUGGAGUAUUCUUUAUGAAGAAUCUUGGCAAGUCUUCAAUCUUAGUCAAUGGCAAGGAGGUAGCAACUGCACAGUGUACAAGUCUCGGUUCAAGUAGUUUGAUUGAGAUACGAGGAAUGAGGCUCAUGUUUGAGACAAGUCAGAGUAGUAUGAGGCAAUAUCUGACGAACAUUUCCAGAAAGAAGUGCCAAGACAAGAACACAAAAUUCCAAUGGUCCCCUGAGGCUGAGGAGGUCCUGUAGAUUGGGUAAGCAAUUGUUAGAGCCUGUUGUACUGGUUUACCAUUAGGGACAUAAGAGCCUGCUCCUCCCACUUAUAUUAUGUAUAUUCUAUUUUCUAAUGUAUGAUAACCCAUCUGCUUUUCUUAAGUAAAAGCACAUCUUGAAUUAAAUACACCAUUAUCAAGGAGAGAUGAAUUCAUGUCUUCCCAAUACCAGGUAGAUGGGAAAUGAAUUAGAUUGGCUAGUGGUUAAAUGUGUUAACUUGGCCAAGCCAAAGAUAUGGGAUUUUAGUAUUCCGUA
Molecule: messenger RNA, 3465 nt
Organism: Nelumbo nucifera (sacred lotus)
Lineage: Eukaryota; Viridiplantae; Streptophyta; Magnoliopsida; Proteales; Nelumbonaceae
Product: Forkhead-associated (FHA) domain-containing protein
Biological process (GO): positive regulation of transcription by RNA polymerase II
Cellular component (GO): NSL complex; Ino80 complex; MLL1 complex
Molecular function (GO): G-quadruplex RNA binding; protein binding
Source: RefSeq, a predicted model, not a curated record